Molecule: messenger RNA, 2294 nt
Organism: Nothobranchius furzeri (turquoise killifish)
Lineage: Eukaryota; Metazoa; Chordata; Actinopteri; Cyprinodontiformes; Nothobranchiidae
Gene: rab7a
Product: RAB7a, member RAS oncogene family
Biological process (GO): phagosome-lysosome fusion; endosome to lysosome transport
Cellular component (GO): phagocytic vesicle; lysosome; late endosome
Molecular function (GO): GTP binding; GTPase activity
Source: RefSeq, a predicted model, not a curated record
AGCUCUGGCGAACACAGCUUGUUUUGGAGGAAGUGAAGAGAGCUCGUUCAACUAGAUGCUAGCAGGUUAGCUUGACAGGAAAAGUCAGUGUCAACGUAAACCUGGCCGUCGUGCUGAAAUAUUUUCAUCGACAGUGUUGCUUGUGGUAGGCAGGCUCAGUAGAGAGGCUAGAUAUUCGACAGCGACUUGGCUGUGGACACUCUAAACGUGUUGUUUUGUUACGGGAAGACGUUUGUUGGAGCUGUUAGCCUACUGCGCGUUAGCUUGGCUCUACCAUUAGAGGUAGAGAAAAAAGACCACAUUUGAGUUUCUUGUUUUAUUUGUUUUUCUUUCCAUCCAAAGACUCGCCUCACAGCUGUGGGACAAUGACGUCAAGGAAGAAAGUCCUUCUCAAAGUCAUCAUCCUUGGAGACUCUGGAGUUGGGAAGACCUCAUUAAUGAACCAGUAUGUGAAUAAGAAGUUCAGCAACCAGUACAAAGCCACAAUUGGAGCUGAUUUCCUGACAAAAGAAGUCAUGGUAGAUGACAGACUUGUCACAAUGCAGAUUUGGGACACAGCAGGCCAAGAGAGAUUCCAGUCCUUAGGAGUAGCGUUCUACCGUGGAGCCGACUGCUGUGUUCUGGUGUUUGAUGUGACUGCGCCCAACACCUUCAAGACCCUAGACAGCUGGAGGGACGAGUUCUUGAUUCAGGCUAGCCCACGAGACCCAGAGAAUUUCCCCUUCGUCGUCUUGGGCAACAAGAUCGACUUGGAGAACAGACAGGUGACAACCAAACGAGCACAGGCUUGGUGUCAGAGCAAGAACAACAUCCCGUAUUUUGAAACCAGCGCCAAGGAGGCAAUCAACGUGGAGCAGGCCUUCCAGACUAUUGCACGCAAUGCUCUAAAACAGGAGACUGAAGUGGAGUUGUACAAUGAGUUCCCGGAGCCGAUAAAGCUGGGCAGGAACGAGCAAGCCAAGCCGUCUGCAGAAGCCUGCAGCUGCUGAGGACACUGAAGGAGAUCAUCAGGGGCCCAUCAUUGCCCUCAACACCCUGUCUUGCCUUGUCUAUAUAUAUAUCCCUUUCCCUAUGGCCAACUGUGUUAUACCCCAAUGCCCACCAUACAAGCAGCAUCCCAUUCAUCAAGAAUAUUACGACACAGAUGCGCUGCAGUCACAUCUUUACGUAAGACAAAACACACAUUUUCUAUAAAAUACAAGCCUAGUCCAAAGAAGACCUUAAGGAAAUUGGACAGUUAAUUGUAUGAUGCUCGUUACGCCCCAGUGUUUACCCUCGUGUCUCUAUGGUGGUUUGGGUUAAUUUCAUUUUCAGUCCCAGUUUUGGUCCUAACUUUUAUUUUGAUACUUUAGGUGGGAAAUAUAAACACAACUUCUGUUUGUACGUAGAGGUUUUGAUUUAGGUUACAGAUUGUUUUUGUUUUUAAUCAAAACAUCAUUAAUAGUGAUGGUCUUUGACAGCACAUCACUGCUGCAUGAACGAGGAAACACUGCUACCCCAUAUUUUACUCAUCUGUGUUGUGACUCAAAUUACUGUCACUCUUGGUAAUACUCGUUACCAUGGUUUCACCUAAACCUCGUGAAAAUGAGUUCUGCUUCAUUGGAGACACGUGUGAAUUUGCACAAGUUAAUAAUAUGCUCACACUUAUUGAAUGACAGAACUGAGAACAUGGUGCAACAACUCCAUCAGACACGUGUUUAUUUUAUUUUAUUUUAUUUUUCCACUUUGUCAUAUUCAGUAACUUAAUUCUGUGGAGACAACUCAUUUUGAGUGGUUGCUGCUCAGGUCGAGCCUCAGCUCCUCGUCAGUGCUGUUCCUCUCCUAAAGGACUUAUGGUUCAUCUUGUGAUCCAUUACUCUCCAUGUUUUUGACACAGGAAUGACCCAAUUUCAUCUACCUGACAGACCCGGAGAUUUAAUUUACAGUUACCCAAUUUUUAUUUUUUAUUGUUCCUGCAGAUUCAUGCAAGAAUUUAUAAAGUUGCAAUCAUUACUUAGGGAAGGCACACCGUGUUGUAAAUCUCCAUACCCGACUCUACCGGUAGCUUGUUGACGAACACUUCAUGUGCUUAACUUUUCUUUUAAACAAUCGACUCUUUAACUGUCUGUAUUAUGUUGAAACUCGGAAUGCAUACAUACUUUAACUCAAAAAGUUGGGGGAAGAUGUGGGGAAAGUAUUUGGCAUUCAUUGUUAUUAUUAUUACAUAUUAAUAUGAUAAAUGCACAGCAUCUACAUUGUUUCAAAAUGUCUUUGCGUUUCAAGUAAUGAGGAAAAUAAAAAUAUUGACUAAAGCA